UCUGCAACUAAGAGGUAUGUAUAAGCAACAUUUUCAUCACUGUCUGUAUAAUAACUAUUUCGUAUUGCUUGUAUUUCGUAUUGAGAACGGAACAGAAUUUUAUCGGUCGCGAGAGGGAGAGCAGAGAGAGCGCACGCUAAGAGAGAGUGGAGAAGCUGAAAGCGCGAGAGUGGGAGUGGAAAUGUACUCUGACAAUGACGACUCGCACGAAAAUUCCAAUGGAUCGCAGCGCAUCCGGAAUGUGUUGACUCUGGAGGAGCGGGUGGCCGCCAUCCGACAGUACGACAUUGUGCCCAUGUACAGUAAGAUUGCGAGGAACUUCAACUGCAGCUGGGAGCAAAUCAAGAGCAUAGUGUCCAAUCGGGAGGCCAUCCUGGAGUUCCACGAGGCCACCAAUCGGCUGAGCCAGCCGGCCAACAAGGAUGCCGAGCUGCGCCGGCGCAAGCUGAACUUUCUGGGCCACUGCCUGUACGAGUACAUCCAGCGGGCCCAGUUUUACCUCCACAGCGAUGUCAACGAGGAGAUGAUCCGCAACCGUGCGAUCGAGUUCCGGGACCUCAUGCGACUCGAAGGUUUUGUGCCGAACAAACCGUGGAUUAAUCACUUCAAGGCCGCCUAUAACAUAACCCUGUCGAAUCGCCAGAUCACGAUAACCCGCCGACCUCCACGAUCCAUGGACCUGAGGGAUAUAAUGUCGUACUGUGGACGCCACACCUCGAUGGCUUGCAGCUUAGCGCCCAGAUCGCCGGAACCUACUCUCACAAACAGCGACCAAAGAGCCAUCGAUCGACCGCUUUAUCGCACCAAGACAUUGGUCACCACCUCCUCCCAAAAUCAAGCCACCUCGGAUGAAGUGCACCUGCGUCGCAAGCGGAAGAUAGCGUUCCUGGAGAAGUGCGUCUAUGAGUACAUCCAGCGAUCACAGUUGGUUCGCCAGGGUCGGCUCGACCUGGACAAUUUGCGCUCUGUGGCCAUUAGCUUGAGGGACAUUCUGAAGAUCGACUCCUUCUUUCCCGACAAAGUGUGGUUCAAGCACUUCAAGAGUCGCUAUAACUUCACUUUUUCGGUGGGAGUUCAGGUGACCAAUCGCCGCGUGCCGCUUUCCCUCGACCUCCGGGAUAUAGUGAGUUAUUGCGGCCGGAAUGAACACAAGAUCACUCUGGCCCACAAGAAGUCGCAGGCGGAACUGGAAUCUGGCUUGGUCCAUUUCCCACAGGUGGAACCAAAACCCGAAGAAUUGGAGCCUGAAGACGACGAUGAUUGCGUGGCCAUUGAGGUGCCACCUGAGCUCAUAGAGAUAAAGGAUGAUGACGAUAAUGAGGAUGAGCAUGAUGAGGACUUGCCAGCAAGGGCAACUAAACGAAAAUCAGAUGAGAACGGCGGUCCAACGCCCUGUGGCUUGAAGAUUCAGAAGAUUCAAUCGCUCAGCGAGGCAUUGCCUGAGGAUACGGAGCUACUGCCAGCCAAUAGUCCCGGUCAUUAUUCAGAGACCAGCGAUGAGGCGCAUCUGCCGCGUUGCGUGGAAAGCUACAAGGACGCACUGCGUCUACUGAAGCCCCUGGAGGAAUUCGCCCUGAUGGAGGAGAACUAUCGAGCCAUUGGACUGCUCACGCAGCUGGAGAAGAUCUUUGAGACCGCUGCGAAAAAGAAUGAAGAAAAGGACAAAUCUUUAGAAUAGCAACCCAACCAAAAACGUGUGCCUUAGGUUAUAAUUAUAUGUAGGUCUUUGAAUACCCUCUGCAGGGCAUAAGGUAGCCUCUAUGAAAACGGAGUUCUAAUUUACUAAAAAUGUUGAGUUAACUAUAAACAAGCAAGCUAAUCUAAGAAUGCUUGCAAAAAUCGUGCAAGUUUGAAACACAAAUAUAAAAUGAAUAUGAAAUGAAU
Messenger RNA from Drosophila erecta, 1884 nucleotides. RefSeq lists its product as uncharacterized. Bases 17 to 1678 code for a protein of 553 amino acids. The record is from RefSeq and is a predicted model, not a curated record. Gene Ontology annotation, molecular function: DNA binding. Lineage: Eukaryota; Metazoa; Arthropoda; Insecta; Diptera; Drosophilidae. The transcript is spliced from 2 exons.